Molecule: messenger RNA, 3115 nt
Organism: Lampris incognitus (smalleye Pacific opah)
Lineage: Eukaryota; Metazoa; Chordata; Actinopteri; Lampriformes; Lampridae
Gene: angptl1a
Product: angiopoietin-like 1a
Exons: 6
Coding region: 419-1879 (486 amino acids)
Biological process (GO): cell surface receptor protein tyrosine kinase signaling pathway
Source: RefSeq, a predicted model, not a curated record
CACCAGUCGUCAGAGCUCAGUCUGUUGAAAGUGGCCAUUUUUUUGAGCCAUGCCCCUGACUCAGCCCAAACCCAGCUGAGCCCACUGAGAGGAGCACACCUUCAAGUCAGCGGGCCUCGUCAGCUGGCCACACGUUCUGGGACUGUAGGACACUGCAGACUGAUCUGCUGCUCCUGGGACAGAGGGAGUCGGGUGGAACCGAGCAUCCAAAAGGAAGGAGGCGGCAGUCUGAGAGACAGAGAGGAGAUGAUUCCUGAGUUCAGUGGCUCAGUGAAGACACAAUUUAAGUCACCCAUCAAACUGUAACUGCAGCAGACAAACUCAUACCACAGAUAGCAAAAAAAAAAAAAAAAAAAAAAGGCAGACUUGGUGAAAACACCAGCAGCCAUCCAUCCAGCUAGCCAGGGCGCCAGCAGCAAUGCAGGGGGUAAUGUGGAGCUUGUGUGUCCUGCUGUGCCUCUGGGAGCACAGCUACUGCAGGAGCUCAAGAGAAUCACGGAGGACCAAAGAGUUUCCUCUCCACCGGACCAAACGAGCUUCCCAGGAUCCUGAUGUCAAAAAGUGCUCCUACACAUUUCUGGUGCCCGACGAGAAGAUCACAGGCCCUAUCUGUGCCAGUACCACAGGCCCUGAGCCGGACAAGGACCGAGUGACUCGCAUGGAUAUUGCAGAUGUGCGGGAAGUGUUGAACAAGCAACGACGUGAGAUUGAGACGUUACAGCUUGUGGUGGACGUGGAUGGCAACAUGGUGAAUGAGAUGAAGCUGCUGAGGAAGGAAAGCAGGAACAUGAACUCCAGGGUGACCCAGCUCUACAUGCAGCUGCUGCACGAAAUUAUUAGGAAGAGGGACAACUCUCUCGAGUUGGCCCAGUUGGAAAACCGUGUCCUCAAUGUGACCUCCGAGAUGCUCCGGCUUGCCUCCAGGUACAAGGAGCUGGAAGCUCGGUUUGCCACCAUGGCUGGGGUGGUCAACAACCAGUCCAUUCUCAUCACCGCCUUAGAAGAGCAAUGUUUGAGGACACUGGGACGCAGUGAGCUUCCAGUGGUGCCACCACUGGUACAGGUGGUACCAGAGAAUAUACCAGUUAACAACCGUUUUACGAAUGAGAUACAAAGACACCAUAGUAACCGGGCUUUUCCACGUGGGUCUCGCAUGGAUUCCCCCACCCCAAGCCCAUUUGGAAUCAACCCGCCACCUCCACCGCAGGGAACCCUCACCUCAGAUGGUCCGUUCAAGGACUGCUACCAAGUGCGGCAAGCUGGCCACAGCACCAGUGGGAUGUACCUUCUGAAGGCAGAUGGCAGUGAGCGGCUGAUCCAAGCCUGGUGUGAACAUGGCCUGGACAAUGGAGGGUGGACUGUAUUGCAAAGGAGGAAAGAUGGCUCCAUUAAUUUCUUCAGAAACUGGGAGAACUACAAGAAAGGCUUUGGGAACAUUGACAGCGAGCAUUGGCUUGGCCUAGAAAACAUCUAUAACCUAGGGAAACAGGGUGACUACAAACUGAUGGUGGAGCUGGAGGACUGGACAGGGAAGAAGGUAUAUGCUGAGUACAGCAGCUUCCACCUGGAGUCAGAGAGCGAGGGUUAUCGCCUGAGGCUGGGCACCUACCAAGGCAAUGCUGGGGACUCCCUCAGCAGCCACAAUGGCAAACAGUUCACUACCCUGGAUCGGGACAAGGAUGCCUUCUCAGGCAACUGUGCCCACUUUCACAAAGGUGGCUGGUGGUACAACACCUGCGGCCAAACCAACCUGAAUGGGGUGUGGUACAGUGGUGGGGUCUACCGCAGCAAAUUCCAGGACGGAAUCUUCUGGGCAGAGUAUGGCGGAGGCUUCUACUCACUCAAAUCCGUCCAAAUGAUGAUUCGACCGAUCGACUGAGUUCUAGGACUGUGGCUCCACAUGAAGAGACUUUUGACCUUUUCCCAUCUCGUUUGUCCAGCCUAAUCACUGCCUACCUAUAAAUUCAUAAUGUAAUGGCAGGACCAAAGUAUCUUGCCAUUCUUUACCAGUGCUUUGUGAGAUGGGGAGGACAAGGGACAGAAUGUGCUGUAACUCCAUGGCCAGACAACAAUGACUCCAGCAUGUGGUGCAGUUGUCAGCACUAACGUUGACUGAAGUGCUGCGAUCAAAAAGGACCCCCCCCCCCCCAUUACCAACCUUCACCCAUAACUGUCCUCCACCUUUCAGGCUGGGCAGUAAUAACUCAUCUAGCUCUCUGGGAUCAUACAGUGUUAUUCUCGAGGGUCCUUUUCUACCCACCAUUAUUGAAACUCAAUAUUUAAUAAAGGGAAAUGGUCAUUUGCUAAGGACAUGAUUUCUAUUUUCUUCUGAGCAGCUAAUGGAGGCGACUCAUUGUAAAUGGUGAUGCCCAGACCAGUUGUUAUUGGAUGUACUGGAUGUUUUAUCUUACUUGCAUCAAACAUGAUAGAAUCUCAAUCUGUGUCUUGCCAGUUAGAACAACCUGACAGUCAAAAGGAUAAAAAGACAGGCCUUGCUACGCUUGCUGUCUUGUACUGUAAAACUACUUUGGGUUUUGAGCUUGUGAUAUGGGGGUUCCCACAACCUUCGAGGGGAAGAAACUAGUGCAACCAUGUGCUUGUCCAACGUGGGUAUGGCUGAGCUGGCUUAGGUAUGUAAAUAUCUUACGCUUUAUUUGUAAGAGUUAAUUUAAGAGGUGUGAUUCUACUCAGGCCAAAUAUUUCCCCUUUUUGUUUCCUUACCAUCCCACCCCUCUGUUAUUUAUCAAUGUAUUUAUAUUGAGUAUAGUCACGGCCAUGUUUUACUUAGCCCUGUUAUGAGUUUUUUUGUUCUUUAAAUCCUAUUAACAGAUACAAUUAUAUGCACAGCCACAAAAAUGCACACAAACACACACAGUCUCUCUCUCUCUCACACGCGCACACAAAAACAAUCAAAAAUGUGGACGCAUGUCUGAUUGACAGGAGGUUGAAGUACCUGAGACAUGCAUUGCCAUACAGUUUCCUUUGAAACCCCAAUUAAACCCUUUUCUAAAUACCAAGUCUCGGCCUCUCAUUAAGCUUCAAAUUUUAACUCUAAUUCAACACUUCCAAAUGAAAAUAUCCCAAAUGAGGUAUUCAAUAUUUGAAAAAUAUAAUA